AUGGCUAACAUCUCACCCUCGCCUGUGAAGGACUGUUACCUUUGCUCUUCUUCUUUAAAAGACUCGGUUGUUUUAAGAUGCUGUCACAGUUUGUGUAAAAGCUGCUUACAGAGCUAUUGGGAGUUCAACAAGACUCUGGAUUGUCCUGUUUGUUUAAAGGAGACUCACUGUUCUGUGCUUCUUCAGUAUCUGAGUGUUUCCUGCUUUGCCACCGUGCGUAAAUUCUCUCAUGACAGCAACGCAAAACCAAACCAUGCUAGGAAAGCAGAAACUGUGACGAGGGAGCAGUCAAGUGAAACCAGGGACGAGGACGUAGAUACAGAUGUGAUGCUACAUGACGCUUCAAAAAGUGAAUCUGAAGAGGAACCUCAUCCAUCACCCACAGCUACAUCUAAAUCAUUGAGGUCCAACCUGUGUCCAAAAUGCGGCAAGAGAUUCGAAAAAAAAUCUGACCUGAGAGCCCACAAAAAAGUGCACUCCUUAAGAAAGCCGCACCAGUGCUCCACCUGUGGAAAGAGUUACGUUUGUAAACAUGAGCUCACUUUACACAUGCGUCUGCACACAGGUGAGAAGCUGUUUAACUGCCCUCACUGUGAGAAAAAGUUCACCAGAGAGAAAUGUUUGAAGUCCCACUUAAGGAGCCACACAGGGGAAAAGCCGUUCUCUUGUUCUCAAUGUGGGAAUAGUUUUUCUCUAAAAUGUUCCCUAAAAAAUCACCUGCGGCUGCAUGCUGGUAAUCUGCUUCAUCAGUGUGAUCAUUGCGGGAAGCUUUUCAACACUGCAGCUGCUAUGAGGAGCCACACGUUGACCCACACCAAAGUGAGAUCUUUCCCAUGUCCACAUUGUGACAAAAAGUUUAUCCGAAAGGAUGAGCUGAACACUCACCUCUAUAGCCAUUCAGAGAUCAAACCAUUCAGCUGUUCAGUGUGUGGGAAGAGUUUCCUAUCAAAGAAAGUACUUAACAUGCAUCAGGUCGUUCACAAGGACGACCGCCCCUUUCACUGCAUGCAGUGCGAGAAAAGCUUCAAAAGGAUGAGCCACCUGACAUCACACAUAAAGACCCACAGCUCUGACACUCCUUGCAUGAGAGUAUUCACAGUGAAGAGAAGCCUUACAGAUGUGAGAAGUGUGAAAAAAGCUUUCGUUCAUACAGGGAUCGCACUAGACAUCAGGUGAUUCACUCAGAGGAAAAACGGUAGAAGUGCUCAAUCUGUGAUAUGAGGUUUCGCUUCAGCAGUUCGCUGAGGAGCCACAAAGCCAUUCACUCUGAGGACAAACCUUACCACUGUGAGAAGUGUGGAAAAAGCUUCAACAGACUCGAUACACUGAAAAGCCAUAAAGCGAUCCACACUGAUGAAAGACCAUAUAAGUGUUCUCAAUGUGAUUUGGCUUUCAAGACUUCAUCUUCGCUCAGGUUCCACAAAAUUAUUCACUCCAAGACCCUGCUACACUGCAGCAUCUGUGACAAAACCUUCACUCGCCAAAAAUCCUUCAAAAUUCAUCAAGACGUUCAUGCAGGGAUUCAAGGAUUCUACAAAUGCUCUGAGUGUGGAAAAUGCCUGAGCUCGGCAAGUUGCUUGAAGAACCACAUGGAGCAACACUUUGAAAAGAAAAUGUACCACUGUGGUGAGUGUGAGAAAAGUUUUAGAUCAGUGGCAUACCUGAGGAAGCACCAGAAGAUGGUGCACAUUGAUGAGAAGCUGUAAAUAAUACCAACGGGAUACUGGUUACUCACCAGCUGCAACAUUCAGGAGAGAAGGAGCACACUUGCUCCCAUUGCGGGAAGGUAGAUGUAGAAAGAGGAUCCUCAUUAUGUUAUCCUCAUAUUUCUUCCCUACUGAUAAAUCCAUCAAAGACCAGCUUAAGCUGGUAGUUGGUUUUAGCUGGUUUAAGUUGGCAGUAGCUGGUCUAAGCUGGUCCUCCCAGCCUGGCAAAGCUGGUCAAGUUAAGCUAAGUCCAGCUAGACCAACUUAAAAAGUGACCAAAACAUAGCUAGACCAGCUUGCUACACCAGCAAUACAAGCUAAAAUCAAGCUGGGACACCAGCUAAAACCAGAUCACCAGCGUAUGCUGGUCUUAGCUGGAUUUUUCAGUAGGGUUAUGAAGCAAUGGUAACUUUCAUUUGUCUUAGCUUGCAAAUAUUAAGAUUGAGUCAAUUUCUUUAGACGUGCUGAAACUCGCAAUGAACUGGUCAGCUCAGGUCAUGUUGACAUGAGCAUCUUCCUUGUUCUUAGUUUUAACUUCUCUGUCACUGUACCAUUACAAAUGUACCAUAAACCAGACUUGUAUUGUUGUGGAAUUUUUACCUUGUUGAACACAUGAAUAAUUAAAGUCAUAACCUAAUACAGUUUAAAAGGAUUUUAAUAUCUUUCAAGAGGUAUUUUCGUCUGCACAAUUCAGACUGUGCAGGGAAAAGGUGAACUUUAGCUCUGCACUUACACGUUUAAUAUAUUUAGCUACUUCCAUUUAUAUCACAUAGCCAACUUAACUUAAAUCUGAAUUGAACCCUAGACAUUUAAGCCUGUUAUUCAGGAAAUAUAACUAGUUUUAACAAACAUGUCUAACUAGAAACAUUACUUGGGUGCAUUUUAAGUCAAAACAAAGGGCACUGAUGUAUUUUGAGAUGUGUCAGUUCAAGUUGUUUUUUAGUUUGGACAGCCCUUACAUUUAUUUUAGUCUAGGACUAGUCUAAUCCCUGUCCGGGAAACCACCCCUUAAUAAACAGCAAUAAAUGCUCAAAUCAUAAAACAGUAGAAAUUAGUAAAGAUAAAAUAAGUAAAAUUUUCCAUGACAGUAUAUCCGAGAGAUGAUCAGGAGUUACUCCAGACAUUGUCCAUCCUCCAUCUGCAGGUGAUUAACACUUCCUCUUUUUAUCUUUAUGUAUUGUGUACCUUUUCCAAUAAAUCACGCUUUUGAGAUUGUAAGAUUAAAUUAAUAAAAUUUUCAUGCAUGUGAAGGUGACCUAUAGUGUCUUGUGCCCCAUGUCAAGAUCACUUCAAUCAUUGGUGCCUUUGAGAAAUCACGACUUUGGACAUUACAUCUCAUAUUUAGAAGGGGAGUUAAAGUAAAAGCAAAUAUUGUACACCUCUCCAUCUAUUGAAAAAGUACUAUAUCUUUGUACAGCACUUUGGUACAGUAUGCCCAUGUGCCUUAUGUUUUAAUUAGGGCUGUCAAAAGAUUAAUCACGAUUAA
This is a messenger RNA of Paramisgurnus dabryanus, 3192 nucleotides long. The record is from RefSeq and is a predicted model, not a curated record. NCBI's taxonomy places the organism in Eukaryota, Metazoa, Chordata, Actinopteri, Cypriniformes, Cobitidae.